AUGGAUGCUUUCAUUUCAAGAAAGCGACCACGGCUUUCCACGCCGGAGACAUCCAGACCCAAUAAUGGCGAGACCGGAGCCUCAGACACAGAGGACUCGACUGAUCUCAAGCUGGCAAUGCUUAUAUCUCUUUUUCCGAGAACCAAGCAAGAGGAGCUCCUGGAUAUUCUCGUCUCAUGCGACGGGUCGGUCGAGGCCGCUUCAUCUCUGCUUUCAUCACAAGGCUCCGCAGUACUCUCACCAGCCACCAAAAAGCGAGCUACGUCGGGCUCAUCGCUCGGCGUGCAGACAUCGCUAUUAUCCCAUGUUGUGACAACAACCAAAAACGGAGUUCUGAAACAAGAAAAUGAAAUCAAAAAGCCGCCAGCGAUCAAAAAAGGAAAAACAUUGCAUCUCUAUGCACCCGAAGACAUCGCCGCUUCCACGCCGUGCACAAUUAUCCACAAUUUCUUGCCCGCUGAAGAGGCAAACGCACUUCUUGUUGAAUUGCUAGAAGAGUCGCAACAUUUCUCCAGAUACGAGUUCCAGCUUUUCAACCGAACGGUGCAGAGCCCCCAUACAGCAUGUGUGUAUGUGUCGACGCUCGAGGAGUAUCGACAGCAGACCUCUGAGUAUACGUACGGCGGAACAUACCGGUCAAACGUGCGACAGGCUACCACCGAAUUGCGCUCAGUGUCACGUAAAGUGCAGCAGACCGUAAACGCCGAAAUCCAGAAACGGAUCUGUGAGGUCUAUCCGGGAGGCAAGAAGCUCAAGUACCAGUCCCCGAAGGAGUGGCGACCAAACGCAGCCUUCGUCAACUGCUACGACGGCCCUGCAGAAAGUGUGGGCUUUCACUCCGAUGAACUGACCUACCUCGGCCCACAUCCAGUAAUUGGCAGUCUCAGCCUAGGAGUGGAGCGAGAGUUUCGAGUGCGGCGAGUCGUGGCUCAAGACGAGGAUGAUAAAACAGACAAAGAUGGCAAAUCAAUACUCGAACAGAAAGACUCGCCUUCAAAAUCUAGAUCAAGAGAGCACCAUAAUGCAUCCGCUGCCCGCGCAGACGCCCAAGGCCAGAUCUCUAUCCAUCUCCCGCACAAUUCUCUGCUGGUCAUGCACGCCGAGAUGCAGGAAGAGUGGAAGCAUGCCAUCACCCCAGCACCAACUAUUUCCCCUCAUCCGGUUGCUGGCAACCGACGAAUCAAUAUCACCUACCGAUGGUACCGCGAUACUCUCCAUCCCCGAUAUACGCCGCGAUGCCGGUGCGGGAUGCAUGCGAUUCUACGGUGUGCGCAGCGCAAAGCAGAGUCGCGGGGACGAUAUAUGUGGACAUGCUAUGCUAGUUUUACGCCCGGCAAGCAGGGCUGCUCGUUCUUCCAAUGGGCCGAGUUUGACGACGAUGGCGAUCCGGUGUGGGAUCAGAGACGGAAUGACGACGAAGCGCCGACUUUGGCCAAUUUUUCGGCGUCGCAAUAG
Molecule: messenger RNA, 1455 nt
Organism: Penicillium alfredii
Lineage: Eukaryota; Fungi; Ascomycota; Eurotiomycetes; Eurotiales; Aspergillaceae
Product: putative CUE domain protein
Exons: 1
Coding region: 1-1455 (484 amino acids)
Biological process (GO): DNA repair; DNA alkylation repair
Cellular component (GO): nucleus
Molecular function (GO): dioxygenase activity; zinc ion binding; ubiquitin binding
Source: RefSeq, a predicted model, not a curated record